Molecule: messenger RNA, 3007 nt
Organism: Capra hircus (goat)
Lineage: Eukaryota; Metazoa; Chordata; Mammalia; Artiodactyla; Bovidae
Gene: LIPE
Product: lipase E, hormone sensitive type
Exons: 10
Coding region: 308-2578 (756 amino acids)
Biological process (GO): triglyceride catabolic process; cholesterol metabolic process
Cellular component (GO): cytosol
Molecular function (GO): sterol ester esterase activity; triacylglycerol lipase activity
Source: RefSeq, a predicted model, not a curated record
CGGCCUUCCAUUCUCGCGGGGAGGAACAGGACAGGGAGAAGAACCCCAAGAAGCGGAGCAUUAGGAGAACUAGAAGACAGAGGGCGGGGGGAGGGCGCGGAAAGGCGGGGCUUCCUCCUCCAACGGCUCCCGGGCAGAGUCACGCCUCUUGCGCUGCAGCCCCGCCUCGGCUGUGAAUUGCCUGAGGACCUGGCUGGCUCCCCACCCUCAGGAGGAGGCGAAGUGGCAUCCUGCUCACUUCUAAGCGGACAGGCACAGUGCGUUCUAGACGAUCCCUACGUGGGCAGCCUCACGGCUCUUGCAGAGGAUGGACCUGCGCACCAUGACCCAGUCGCUGGUGACCCUGGCAGAGGACAACAUGGCCUUCUUCUCCAGCCAGGGCCCCGGGGAGACGGCCCGGCGGCUGACGGGCGUCUUUGCGGGCAUUCGGGAGCAGGCCCUGGGGCUGGAGCCGGCCCUGGGCCGCCUGCUGAGCGUGGCGCACCUCUUUGACCUGGACACAGAGACGCCGGCCAACGGCUACCGCAGCCUGGUGCACACGGCCCGCUGCUGCCUGGCGCACCUGCUGCACAAAUCGCGCUACGUGGCCUCCAACCGCCGCAGCAUCUUCUUUCGCACCAGCCACAACCUGGCCGAGCUCGAGGCCUACCUGGCCGCCCUCACCCAGCUCCGUGCUCUGGCUUACUACGCCCAGCACCUGCUGACCACCAACCAGCCCGGGAGGCUCUUCUUUGAGGGCGACGAGAGGGUCAUUGCCGACUUCCUACAAGAGUACGUCACGCUGCACAAAGGCUGCUUCUACGGCCGCUGCCUGGGUUUCCAGUUCACGCCCGCCAUCCGGCCGUUCCUGCAGACCAUCUCCAUCGGACUGGUGUCCUUCGGGGAGCACUACAAACGCAACGAGACUGGCAUCAGUGUGACCGCCAGCUCCCUCUUCACUGGCGGCCGCUUUGCCAUCGACCCUGAGCUGCGUGGGGCCGAGUUUGAGCGGAUCAUUCAGAACCUGGACGUGCACUUCUGGAAAGCCUUCUGGAAUAUCACCGAGAUCCAGGUGCUAUCGUCUCUAGCAAACAUGGCCUCGACCACUGUGAGGGUAAGCCGCCUGCUCAGCCUGCCACCCGUCGCCUUUGAAAUGCCUCUGACCUCGGACCCCGAGCUCACGGUCACCAUCUCACCCCCGCUGGCCCACACAGGCCCUGGGCCCGUCCUCGUCAGGCUUAUCUCCUAUGACCUGCGGGAAGGACAGGACAGCAAGGAGCUCAGCAGCUUCGUGAAGUCCGAGGGCCCCAGGAGCCUGGAGCUGCGGCUGCGCCCCCAGCAGGCACCCCGCUCCAGGGCCCUGGUGGUGCACAUCCAUGGUGGCGGCUUCGUGGCCCAGACCUCCAAGUCCCACGAGCCUUACCUCAAGAGCUGGGCCCAGGAGCUGGGUGUUCCCAUCCUCUCCAUCGACUACUCCCUGGCCCCCGAGGCCCCCUUCCCCCGGGCGCUCGAAGAGUGCUUCUACGCCUACUGCUGGGCCGUCAAGCACUGCGCCCUGCUCGGCUCAACAGGUGAACGGAUAUGCCUCGCCGGAGACAGCGCCGGCGGGAACCUCUGCUUCACUGUGUCCCUUCGGGCAGCGGCCUACGGGGUGCGCGUGCCAGAUGGCAUCAUGGCGGCCUACCCGGCCACCAUGCUUCAGUCUACCGCCUCCCCUUCCCGCCUGCUGAGCCUCAUGGACCCCCUGCUGCCUCUCAGCGUGCUCUCCAAGUGCGUCAGCGCCUAUGCCGGUGCGGAGACUGAGGACCACCCCGACUCAGACCAGAAGGCGCUGGGCGUGAUGGGGCUCGUGCAGCGGGACACGGCCCUGCUCUUGCGAGACCUCCGCCUGGGCGCCUCCUCGUGGCUCAACUCCUUCUUGGAGCUGGGUGGGCAAAAGUCCCACCUGAAAUCAGUGCCCAAGACAGAGCCAAUGCGGCGCAGUGUGUCUGAAGCAGCCCUGACUCAGCCGGAGGGCCCACUGGGAACCGACUCCCUCAAGAGCCUGAAGCUGCAUGACCUGGGCCUCAGGAACAGCAGCGACACAACAGACACGCCAGAGCUGUCACUGUCCGCGGAGAUACUCGGCUCCUCCGCACCCUCAACCGUCAACUUCUUACUUGGGUCUGAGGAUGAAUCUGAAGUGUCUGAGGCCCCAGAGGAGCUGAACAGCAAGGACCGAAUUCGAGGUGUGGGCUCGGCCUUCCCCGAGGGUUUCCACCCACGGCGCUGCAGCCAGGGUGCCAUGUGGAUGCCCCUCUACUCAGCCCCCAUCGUCAAGAACCCCUUCAUGUCGCCGCUGCUGGCACCGGACAGCAUGCUGCAGACCCUGCCACCUGUGCACAUCGUGGCUUGCGCGCUGGACCCCAUGCUGGACGACUCGGUCAUGUUCGCGCGGCGGCUCCGCGGCCUGGGCCAGCCCGUGACGCUGCGCGUGGUGGAGGACCUGCCGCACGGCUUCCUGAGCCUGGCGGCGCUGUGCCGGGAGACGCGGCAGGCAGCCGCGCUGUGCGUGGAGCGCAUCCGCCUCAUCCUCAAUCUUCCCAGCCCGCCGGUCUGAGCCGGGGCACGGAGCCAGGCCCCGCGGGGAGAGGGGAGUCGUGGGGGGCGACACUAAAGGCCACUUGUACUCAUCUGCCGCAGGGCUCCCUGGUGAAUGCGCCUUGGGAAGGGCGGUGGGGACCCCGGGCCCGGGCUCCCCGGCCCAUCCAGGCCCUCGGGCUGGGUGGAAGGGGGCGGGCUGUGCCUUAAGUGGGGGGAACGGCAUGGGGAGAGUCAGGCGGGGGCCCCCUCCCCAAAGCUAAGACCCUGGCCUGGGAGAGGAGGGCGCACACAAACCAGCCUCAGAGACAGCCGGACUUGCACGGGAUCACUGCCUUCUAUUGCUGUGACCACUGCAGGGGCGGGCCUGGCCCGACCUUGCAGAUCGAUUUGCUUUGUUUGUUUCUUGUAAAUAAAAGUAUUUAAUUAGUUUGGCCUCUGGCAAAUA